This is a messenger RNA of Ooceraea biroi (clonal raider ant), 2238 nucleotides long. RefSeq lists its product as uncharacterized. The record is from RefSeq and is a predicted model, not a curated record. Lineage: Eukaryota; Metazoa; Arthropoda; Insecta; Hymenoptera; Formicidae.
AAUAUCACGUACUUUAUCGAAAACAAGUUUACAUCUUCAGUCACAUGUUGGAUACAGAGCGUUUCAUGAACAUCAGAAUUUGUCCCGUAGUGAUCUAAUUAAUUUUUUACAUCUAUUUUACAUUUCGAAUUUAUAUUUUGAAAUUUGCUGUAAUAAUGUUUUCUUAUAUGCGUUACAUAUUCGAUGAACACUUUAGGCAAUGGACAAAUAAUACUGCACUUGAAGACGAUUCAAGUGAACGAUCCUCGAUAGAUACGUACAUUGAACCACGCUUUCUGGAAACGUUGAAGAAUUCUUGCCGACAGGCAAGUUUACGGAAAACGAACCAAUCCGAUAUAUGUGAAGAAAUAAGUAGUACUUGCACAGAAAUAAAGUUCCAGUUGCUUGAAUUGAAUGAGAGGAUAGAAUUGGAUAAGCUUAGUGAAUUGACGAGAGAGUUCGAUAUUAUAGCUGCUGCAACAAUUUACUAUAACUUAGGUAUAAUAUAUAAGGACUGCCUAGGACUACAGGAUUUCCAAGUUUCUUUAUAUAAAUUGUCAAUGUCUCAUGUAAUAUUAGAAGAUAUCGAGCUAGACUGUAACGCCAUUUUAAUAGCUGUAAAAACAUUAAUUGCAAUGAGCGAAUUACAAGAAACACAACGAUGGUUAAAUGAAGCUAUCAGGUUAUGUUUACAGUAUAUUGAACAGAACAAUUUCCAAUCGAAACCAAUUUACACAUAUUUGGCUGAUGUUUCCAAGGAAGAAGAUCUGAGAAUAUCAUUAAGAUUGUUAUAUAGGAAUAUGAUAGGGCGUAUGGAAAAGUUGUAUUCUGCUUCAGACAAGAUGGAUGAAUGGAUAGAAACCGUACAUGAUUGUUUAGACGACCGGGCAGGAAUUAUAAACUUUCCGUAUGGAGCAUGUGACUGGUCUAAAGCAGCGAUUAUGAUAAAGAUGUGGAAAGAAGCGGCUGAAUUGCUCCUUUCUGUGAUAGAGGGAGAGGCAGCAUAUCGUGACUUAUAUUUCACUACACAGGAGAAACUUCUAGAUAUUAUAAACAAGUUGGAUUAUUAUUAUGAACACUGCCAACAAAUAGGAGAAACGUAGAGUUUACUGAGCCCCGCCAAAUGUUUGUAAAGUACAAAAUUCAUUUAAAAACUUUUUAAAUGAAUUAGCAGAAUUAUUGAUAUAUACGAACAUGGAUAGGAUUAUUGUCGUUCUGACGGUGCAUACUAUUAUUUUGAUUUUAUAGCUACUUAUCACAUUCUUUCAGACAUAAUAUAUAAUGCGGCGAUGUUGGAAAUACUGUAAAACCAUUUGAGGAAACGUGCAGAAAUAUGCGAAAAAAAGUAGUCUAGAUUAUUAUAAACUAUAUUUAAAUGCGCAUUUUAUCAAAUUAAAUGAGACAAACAGAACAAUUAGCGUGAGACCAUGAUCUAUUUUUCAGUAACGCGAUUGAAUCAAUGCUUAUAAUAGUUAUAGAAAAAUUUCUUAAAAAUCGAAAAUUCUAUUUCUCAUUUCUUUGAUAUAGAAGCAUGUGCAGUAAUAGUAUUUGGUAAUAAAACAUUUUAUAAUGUAAUAUUUAGAAUAUUAUAUUUUAUGACAUAUAGAUUUAUAGUGCAAUUGUAUAUAAUAUCUGCAAUAUUACUUAACUAUAACGAAUGAAAAUAUUCACAAACUGUUUUGCGGAAAACAGGAAUUCGUAAGAGAUUGUAGUUUUAUAGGAUUUAUUUAUCUAAAUGCAAGUAUGUAUAUAUAUAUGUUUAUGUAUUUGUACAAAUCUAUAAAAUUAUUUCUCUUUUAUUUUGAUCAUAUUUUAUAUUUUUAAAACAUUUUCUUUCAUUAUUUUACAAAUAAUUCGUUAUAUUACAUUAGUUAGUCUCUUUCUAUUUGUACGUAUAAUAUAUUUUAUGACGCAGCAUGCAAUAUAUUCCGCAAUAUAUUCAUGCAAUAGAUAAAUAUAAGUUGAAAAAGGUGUCAUGUAAAAGUCAUAUACAUAUAUAGAUACACAUUACGUCGUGAAUUGAAAAUAACUUCCGCGUGUAUUAUAAAUUAUAAUUAUAUUCGGUACGUUAUUAGUAAUGGAUGUACGUAAUAUAAUUGUGAUUAAUUUGAUAUUAUAAGCCUGUUAUACUGUAUCUGUUUCUAUCAAUUUUAUUUUUAAAAUGUAUAUUAAGAUUAAACUUAAUGGUAUAUAAUUUAAUGUAUUAUGGUCGAUAUUUAAAUUGUCGCAUCGAAUACCAAAUAUACAGGGUGAGUUUUA